UCUCUUUAAUGACUCAAAGCAGUCUCUCCUGAUAAUCAUGGGCUCAGAAUGCCUCUCUCUGUUGGCUAUCAUUGCAUGUAUCAGUACUGCUGAUUUUCAUCCACUUAUUCGUUCAAGCAAUGGGCUUCGUGAGUGCCGCAAAAACCUUAGCGCACCAGCACUUGAGGUUCUCCCUGGUGGAGGAUGGGACAACCUGCGCAACUUGGAUAUGGGUCGAGUGAUGAACCUAAGCUAUUCACAAUGCCAGACCACAGAGGAUGGCAUCUACCUCAUUCCAGAUGAGACAUUUGUCAUUCCGCAGAAGGUGAGCUCAGUAGAGAUGAACUCUGAGAUCAUCAGCUCAUGGCUUGAGCAGAAAAGCUCCACUUCGAGCUCAAUCAAUGUUGAGGCUUCCUUCUUCAAAGUGGUGAAUGGCAAAUUCUCUGCUGAGAGCAAACGCAUGAAAACCCAUCAAGUGAAGGAUAAUUCAGUCACAGCUCGGGUACAGGUGCGUAACCAUCUGUACACAGUAAAGGCAUAUCCUGAUUUCACUCUGGAUGCACGAUUUGCCCGACAAGCAGAGGAAAUUGCAGAUGCCAUUGAGAACAACCAAACUCGCCAGGCAACCUAUCUGUCUGAAAAGAUGGUGCUUGAUUAUGGUACACAUGUCAUCACAAGUGUGGAUGCUGGUGCUACUUUGGUGGAGGAGGACUAUUUAAAAUCAUCUUAUGUUUCUGAUGCACAGUCCUCUCAGUCCUCUGUCACAGCAUCAGCUGGUGUCAACUUUUUUAACAAAGUUCAAUUUGAUAUUGGCAGUAAAGUGUCAACAGAAACAUCUGAAACUACGGCCUACCAGGGUAAUAUUACAUACUCCAUAACACUGAGUCAUGGUGGGGCUUUGUUUUAUCCCGGCAUCACUUUACAAAAAUGGCAGGAGAGCACUUUAAACAAUUUAAUUGCUAUUGACCGUAGUGGAUUACCACUACAUUAUUUUCUCAACCCAUCAACAUUUCCAGACCUCCCACUUCCAACUGUAAAUAAACUUGCUCUGACUGUGAGUAAGGCUAUAGAGAGUUACUAUAAAAUUAACACCUAUCCUGGGUGUGUUAAACCAGACUCAGAAAAUUUCAACUACCAGGCAAAUGUGGAUGAUGCAUCCUGCGAUGGUCCAAGCACCAACCUUAGCUUUGGUGGUGUUUACCAACAGUGUGCUCCACUGACUUCAGAUGGAGAUGCAAUCUGCCAGGAACUUGCUGUGAAAAACCCAGCCACUGGCUCGUAUACCUGUCAACAGCCAUACACUGCUACACUAUUGCGCUCUGAAGUGCAGGAAAGACCAUAUAAUAAUUAUGAGUGCCACCGGCGAUGUCAUUCAUGCUGGUUGUUAUUUCAUUGUUGUAAAGAUGUAUGUGGAAAUGUGUAUUAUGUUCGACGGGCACAGGUUGACACUUAUUGGUGUUCCACUAAUGAGACAGCUCCAGAAUUCAGUGGAUAUCUCUUUGGUGGUCUAUUUGGCCCUUCUUUACAAAAUCCAAUAACCAAAUCCAGAUCCUGUCCUCUAAAUUUCUUUGCCCUACAAUUUUUAUCCAGUGGCAUUAUGAUUUGUCUAAGCAAUGACUAUGAGGCAGCAACAAGAUUCUCUGUGCCCUUUGGAGGUUUCUUUAGCUGCCAGUCUACCAAUCCGCUUGCAGGUAGACAAUCUCACUGCCCACCACAGUUUAGCCAACAUCUUGUUGCCAUAAGCGAUGGAUGUCAGGUACUAUACUGUGUUCAGUCAGGCAAUUUCACUGGAGGUGAGUUACUUCCCAUCCACCUCCCACCCUUCACAAGACCUCCAGUGAUUAAUAUGAUAGCUACAAACACUGUAGCUGUGAUGACUGAAGGAGACCGGGCCUGGGUGAGAAUCAAAGACACAAUGAUGUGGAAGGUGGCCAAGCCUGAGGACAUUGCAAAAAUGUCCCAAAUGUUUGAGGAUGAUUCCUCUCAGUCACAAAGAAAAACGGUUGGCAUUGCAUUUGGAGCUCUAGCCUUGAUUGCUCUUGUAGUGGUGGUAGCAGUGUUAGUGGUGAGAAAGAGGAAGAAGAUUCUUCUUCUCAGAAGAGGCCAAGGCUAUGAGGAGAUUCAAAGUGAAGGACUGUGUGAGACUACUGUAGAAAGCCAGACAGAGCAACAGAGUCUGACUGAUGAUCAUACUGUUCCUAUGCAAUAAAUACUUGUGAAGUGAUUUACAGCAAUGCACCAUUAUCUAAUAACUAAAACCUUUAACUGCUUUUAGCUAUUCAUUUUCUACACUGUAUUAAGCAGAAUAUUUUGUUUGUUUGUUGUACUUUUACCUGUAAUACAUUUAUACAUAAAAGCAGAUAAUUGAAAUAAUAACA
Ictalurus furcatus (blue catfish) is the source of this 2357-nucleotide messenger RNA. RefSeq names its product macrophage expressed 1, tandem duplicate 1 (gene mpeg1.1). The coding region runs from base 38 to 2188 and encodes 716 amino acids. Gene Ontology annotation, biological process: defense response to bacterium. NCBI's taxonomy places the organism in Eukaryota, Metazoa, Chordata, Actinopteri, Siluriformes, Ictaluridae. The record is from RefSeq and is a predicted model, not a curated record. The transcript is spliced from 2 exons.